GCGGCGAGGCGGACACAAGAGGAAGAAGAAGAGGAGGAGGAGGAUGUGAUGGCCUGAACAGACGGACAGAUUUUUCCGCCUUUUAUCAGCUCGUGUAUGGCCAUGGCGCCUGUGACUUAUUUAAUGGCGGUGUUGGUGGUGGCCGCCUCGCCCUCGCUGGCCUGGGACUCGGCGGAGCUGGAGAUGUUUGACCUGGUCGAGGAGAUCAACCAGAAUUUCUACGAAGUGAUGGGCAUCGCUCAGGAUGCCACACUUCAGGAGAUCAAGAAGGCCUAUCGUCGUCUGUCCCUCCAGCUUCACCCCGAUAAAAAUGACGCGGAUGAUGCCGAGGUCAAAUUCCGACAGCUCGUCGCCAUAUACGACGUUCUCCGAGACGAGGGGAGGCGCGCGCAGUACGAGAGGGUGCUGGUCGAGGGCCUGCCGGAUUGGCGCUCACCCAUCUACUACUACCGACGCGCCCGCAAGAUGUCGCUACUCGAGAUUACGAUUAUUCUUACAGUGGUCAUCUCCUUCUCGCAGUAUCUGAUGGCCUGGGGCUCGUACUUUGAGAAACGGCGGUGUGCGGAGGAGGCGUUGGUGAAGAAGUACAAGAUCAAGGACCGGAAGAGGAUGAAGCAGGAGGACUUGGAGAACCUGAUGUUGAUGGAGGAGGUGCUCGGAGGAAUACCCAAACCAAGCUGGUGGAACAUUCUGCCCAUCCAACUGGUUCGUUUGGUGAUCUUCCUGGUGACUGGCGGACCGGGGUUGGUGAGGGCAGCCCUGGACUUCUAUGAGGAGGAGAAGAAGAGGAAGAAGCUGGAGAAGGAGCAGGAGGAGGAGGAGGAGAAGAGAAAGAUGGAGGAGGAGGAGCGGAGGAAGGAGAAGAAGGCGAGUCGGAAGGAGGGACGGAAGAGGGUCAACGUUCUACCGGACUUCUCUGGCGAUGCUUGCUUGUUGGACAGCAUGGAUGCCCCAGAGCCAAACACACAGCGGGUGAGGCCUUCCGCCCCCGCUGCACCCGUGGUCUCCGGAGGGCUGUGGACGGAUGAUGACUUCUGUGAGCUGGCGAGACUCAUGGCGAAGUAAGUGAUGAUGAUGAUGAUGAUUCUUUUCCUCCCUUACUCCACCCAUCAUCCUAUUGCCCCUCCGCUUCUCUCUACACCAAUUCCCACCCUCAACGACCUCCUCUCUCCCUAGGUCAAGGUCAAAACGAAGGGCGAGGCAAAGUGUGACCUCUCGGCAGGCAGCGAUGAGAUGUGGAGCCCCGUACAGCAGAAGGCCCUGGAGAAGGCACUCAAGCUCUUCCCCAAAGGCACUGACCAGAGAUGGGACAAGAUCGCGAGGGCAGUGCCGGAGAAGGAGAAGGAGGAUUGCAUGAUGCGGUUCAAGUUCCUAGCGGAGAAGAUUAAGAGGAAGAAGAUGGAGGAGGCCGGGAGGAAGGACGGAGACGAGGAAGAGGAGGAGGAGGAAGAGAAAACGGAAGAGGAGGAGGAAACGAAUGCUAACGUCUCCACCACCUCCUCCACCUCCACCCCAACCACCAAAGUCACAAGGAGGAAGCAGAGGAGAAGAAGAAGAAGAGAUCUGUCGGAGGAGGAAGAGGAAGAGGAGGAGGAGGACGAGGAGUGAUCGGUGGGAAGAGUCAGACGGUGUUCCUCUCUUUAGUAAGAUUGGUGACGGUGUGUUCGUAUGUUUGUCAAGGUAAUUAUAAGUAUGGAUGAUUUUUUUUCUUCCUCUUCUUCCGCGAUUCUGAUUCACACGCACACACACACACAUACGCACACACACGCACAUGGGUAGUCUUCCUCUCAAAUUAAUAUAAGUACUUUUUUUCUUUUUUUCCUUUUUUAUUGAUAUUGUAAAAAGUAAAAAGGUGAAUCUCUCGCUCUCUUCGUUCUGUGCUGUAGAAAUUAAGUUAAAUGCCCAUAGAAUACACACACACACACACACACACACACACACAGACUAAUCCCAAUUCUUUGUACUUUGGUAAUAAAAAUUGUGAGAAAGUUUAAUUCCUGUGUGCGUAUCCUAAGCCGUUCAUGUGCAUGCGAGUGUAUGUGUGCGCGUAAAGGGCCUCGAAUACGUACACAUGGGCUCUUUGCGUGUGUGUGUGUGUGUGUGUAUGUGUGUGAAUGAUCUAUUUUUGUAGUAUUUUUUGUAUACUAGUUUAAAAUUGAUAGUAGUAGUAGUAGUAGUAGUAGUGUGCGUGUGUGUGUGCGUAUAUUGAAAACAGGUUACGAGAUUGGACACGACCACCAAAGCAAGUCAACCAGUCACUCAACCAGUCCAGUCAUCCAGUCUCCCGGGCACUCAGUCAUCCAGUCAAAUCUUCACCAUAAGCUGUUCUCUCCUUCUAUAUGUGGUCUGCUGUCAUCCCAAUGGUCAAACAAGAUGCCAGGUGGAGAGAGACUUCUGGGUGGCUGGAUGACGGAUGGAGGAAAGACGCCCAGUGGAGAGAAACUUCUGGGUGGAGAGAUCACGGAUGGAAGAAAGACAUCAAGUGGAGAGAUGAUGCUGGGUGGAGAGAUCACGGAUGGAAGAAAGACAUCAAGUGGAGAGAUGAUGCUGGAUGGAGAUAAGAGAUGCCUGGGUAAAGAGAGAUUAGUGGGAAAGAUACCCAAUUGUGUCCCACUGGUCUCGCUUCACCCCAAGUGUCUCUUCUAUCUCUUCAUCUGCAGAUUAAGAGAGAGAGACCUGAGACGUCUGCGUGGAGGGAGGUUAGUCGGAGAGAGAGCCAGUGUGUCCGACCAGCCUGCCCUCAACGCAGGUCUCUUCUCUCUCCAUCACCAGACCGAGAGACAACACCCAGAGGAAACACACACUUGAGGGGGGGAGAGACAGUGGGUGAGAUUUCCAUGUUUAUCUCCCACCAGUCUCUCUUCAUCGGCCGUCUCUCUCCACCACACUGAUGAGACGCUUAUUGUUUGGAUGCCCAGCUGCCAGUGUGCCUUCAGGAG
Eriocheir sinensis (Chinese mitten crab) is the source of this 2939-nucleotide messenger RNA. Its product is annotated as dnaJ homolog subfamily C member 1-like. Gene Ontology annotation, cellular component: endomembrane system. The transcript is spliced from 10 exons. NCBI's taxonomy places the organism in Eukaryota, Metazoa, Arthropoda, Malacostraca, Decapoda, Varunidae. The record is from RefSeq and is a predicted model, not a curated record.